UCCGGUUGGAGCCAAGACGCAUGCGCAGACAUUGCUGCAAUACUGAAAAAUAGAUAAGUAGAAGCAUUACAGACGUUCGUAACUAGAUACAAAACAUUAAAGUAUAACAUACUUUACUGUACGGUAACGGCAUCCCUGUGUUUUGGCGCUGAAAUGCAUAUUGUAUUUUUUAACUAGUUAUAUAGAUCCCGCGGCCUGCGUGUGCGUGGAGGCGCUGUCAGUAAUGCGCCGCAUCAAACGCUUAAAUGGAGCCGGAAAGCGAGAUAUAGCUACGAUCGACUGAGUGUGCAUGUGGAUACUGCGAUGCUAAGGGGAAGAUGUGCAGCCUGAAGCCCAAAGGCAAUGGGCAUGAACAGCCAAGAGGAGCAAAUAAUCGUUGUCCUUUUCAAGCUUCUAGAUACUGAAUGUUAAACUUUGAGAAUCUUCUAGAAUCCUUCUGUUUCAUAGUGGCACAAUAUUUCAGCAGUAGAUGGUGGACGUCAUGUUUGUCUGUUUAUGUUACCAGUUACUCCUGCGUUAUGCAUUUUCAUUAAUUUGGCUUACAUUCAGCUCCUGAUUUGGGAUCAUUUCCUUGGAUUCCCCUCCUGUCUUGUAUCUUCUCCCGGAAGAACCCUUGACAUUCCUUCUCAAGUGCCCUGCUGAUAGGCCAAAAGUCACUUGUGAAUUUUGUUUUCCUCCCCAUAAUUUGGUUUCAUUUCCACCAAGAUGUCCAGACAAAGCGUCCUCACGGCUGCUAUAGCGACUGUUUUAGGAGCCACUCUUGGUGGCCUGCUGUUUUGGAGGACGCUGAGGUUCCAGAAGAAGAAGCGUUCCCAGGCUCUGGCAUAUUCUGACCCAGUCCAAGAGGAGCAGCUUAGCACAGUGCAACACCCAGUAUCGUUGCCGCUGCCGUCACCGUCACCAUCCCCACCACCACCACCACCACCGAUAUCCAGACCUGUAGCCACCCUCCUGCCCUCACCAGAGCAGCUGCUAAGCGUGCAGCCUGUGGUGGUGACCUCUGGAGAAGACUGGGAGCAGCUGUGGCCCUCACUUGAGAGAGAGUUGUCGGUCUUUCCUGUGCUGGGCCUAGACUGUGAAUGGGUAAAGAACCCGUGUGUCUCGGUGAAAGGCAAGACGGGAGCCGUCUCGCUGCUUCAGAUGGCCUCCUACACGGGUUUCUGCGUGCUGGUGCGGCUGCCGCAGUUCUGCAGCGCAGGGCAGUCCUUACCUCGCAGCCUCGCCGAGAUGCUCAGUGACACGCGGGUGUUGAAGGUAGGCGUUGGCUGCUACGAGGAUGGGAAACGCCUCGCGCGGGACUAUGGCCUGUCGCUCGGAUGCACUGUGGAUCUGCGCAACCUCGUUAUGAAACACAGGAAAAUGGGGUUGACUAAUGGUUUGAGCCUAAAAUCCCUGGCAGCAGAUCUGCUUGAUGUACCUCUAGACAAGUCACUGGAGCUUCGGUGCAGUGACUGGGAGGCAGACCAGUUGACACUGGAGCAGGUGACCUACGCUGCCAGGGAUGCCCAGGUGUCCGUCGCGCUCUUCUUCCGCCUGCUCGGUCUCCAUUCCCCUCCGUGCUCCGCCCUUAGCGGAGAUGCAGUGUUCAAUCAGUUAUCGUCGCACUGUGAGGGUCUGGUGGACGUGCCGUUCCGAGGGCGGGGGGAGGGGGAGGAGAGGACUGCCGAUGGGGGGAGGCGCCGCCGGUGCCGACGGGACACGUCCGAGAGCCCGGGUUCUGGAGAUCAGCAAGUACCCGAUCCCCGCAAAAACAGACGCAAGCCCCUCGGGGUGGGGUACUCCGCCAGGAAAUCCCCGCUUUAUGAUAACUGCUUCCUCCAUGCCCCAGAUGGCCAGCUCCUCUGCACCUGUGACAAGAAGAAAGCCAAGUGGUACUUGGACAAGGACAUUGGAGAACUCCUCAGUGAGGACCCCUUUAUUGUCAGGCUGAAGUUUGAGCCAUCAGGACGGCCCGACUCCCAGCAGGAUUACUACCUUACAGCCAAAGAGAACUGCUGUGUUGUGUGUGGGAAGACUGACUCCUAUAUUAGGAAGAACGUAGUCCCGCACGAAUACCGACGGCACUUUCCGUCGGAGAUGAAGGACCACAACUCCCAUGACAUCCUGCUGCUGUGCACGUAUUGCCACGCGGCGUCCAACGUCCACGACGGGAUGCUGAAGCAGCAGCUGUCUGAGGAGUUCUCCGCGCCCUUGGGAUGCGAGGAGGGAGUGCGGCAGCUGGAGGACGCCGACCGGCGCCGCGUGCGCUCUGCGGCCCGAGCCCUCCUCACAGCCGGCGACGGCCUGCCUGAGUCCCGUCGCUCGGAGCUCGAAGGUGUCAUCAUGUGCUUUUUUGGCGAGGAGCACCAAGAAGUUACCGCAGAGAUGCUACAAAAGGCAGCUAGCCUGAAGACCAGGAUAUUUAACCAGAACUAUGUGCCCCAUGGGCUGAAAGUUGUUCAGGUCUAUGCAGAGCGUGGUCUCCGUGGUCUGAUGGAUCUAGAGAGACGCUGGCGACAGCAUUUUCUCUCCACCAUGAAGCCACAACAUCUUCAUCCGCUCUGGUCCGUGCAUCACAACCAUGUGAAGUUCCUCCGAAAGUACGGUGAGGACCUACCAAUCAAGCUGAACUGAGCCUUCUUCAGUUGUCUCGGCUGAACUUAAUGGAGGACUUGAUGUACAGUCCCAGUAUUCUGCAAACUCCCCCAGCUGCCUCGUUUUUGGUCCUUGCUGGAUUAUCUCCCCCCCCUUUGCAUCUAAUGGCUUUUGCAAGUGUCAAAGAAACCCAGAACUCCUGAGGGCAAAUGGACCUUAAAGUGGGAGGCUAAAAUUUGAUACUUACCGUGGUUAAUCCAGAACACUAACAGUGCGAGAUGACACAGGGUAUGAAGUCCGCAGUAUUUGUGCACACUUUUAAAAUAUUUAAAUGGUGAAUCCUUUUCACUAGUUUAUUUAAGCCUACAUUUUUAAAAGUAAGCUCCAAACCUGCUCUUAAUUCCUUAUGGAUAUGGAUAAUGGACCAUGCUGGUUUGUAGCCGUAAUGUGUUUGUGUGUUCCCAAUCGUGCAGAUGGAGUUGGCUUUACAGAUCUUCAAUAAGGUAGCUUUCAAAACGAUUUUCAUAGAUAAGCUGUGACAUUUGUCUAUUUUGCCUCAAAUUCCACAUUGGUCGAUCUUCUACGAUGGAUCCGACACCUUUUAUUGCUGUAUUUAAACCCUUUUUGGAUUAAUGUCACUUUCUCUCUCUGGGUUUUGGUCAAGCUGAAGGCUGAGCAACUAUCCAUCUGCAGGGUGGUGAGUUGGGAAGUGUCUUCUCGUUCGCCGUAGCCCUGGGUUGUGUGUUCUGUAGGGUAAGGACACCUCACACCUAAUUUGAACCCCUUACUCUAAUUGAGCACUAACCAUGUCCGUCAGGCUGGAAUCUUCAACUUCUACCUUGGCGACGAUGCUUAAUCAUGGCUACUCAUAUUUCAGUUGCUGAAGUGCCAUCUCUUACAUGUUUUCCUGAGAGUUUACUAGCAUUAUUGAAACUGCCUUGAAACAUGGUCCUACUGUAAAGCUGAAAGAACAUUAUACUCUUAAGCACCUUGAAUGUGUCCCGACUCUGUGAAACUUUAAGAAACUCGCUGCUUUUUUAACUUUUACAUUUGUCCAGAUGUAACUCCUAAAAAAGCUGCUUUGUUUCCUUAAUUGUAAAUAAAAGAUUAAAGAUCAUAUUUGUACACAUUGCA
Messenger RNA from Paramormyrops kingsleyae, 3708 nucleotides. The record is from RefSeq and is a predicted model, not a curated record. Lineage: Eukaryota; Metazoa; Chordata; Actinopteri; Osteoglossiformes; Mormyridae.